This is a messenger RNA of Alternaria burnsii, 3051 nucleotides long. Its product is annotated as carbon-nitrogen hydrolase. The annotation marks the transcript as partial. NCBI's taxonomy places the organism in Eukaryota, Fungi, Ascomycota, Dothideomycetes, Pleosporales, Pleosporaceae. The record is from RefSeq and is a predicted model, not a curated record. The transcript is spliced from 2 exons.
GCCGCCCAAGUUGGUGCUGUGCAUCGCGAUGCCAGUCGCCAAACCACAUUGAAUCGACUCCUUGAUCUUCUGUGUCAAGCUGCUACCCAAGGCGCACGGGUUGUGCUCUUUCCAGAAUGCACGUUCACAACCUUUUUCCCUCGCCACUUCUUCGCCGAUGAGGCGGAACUUGAGUCGUUCUUCGAGCAUGGCGACGUCACCACAGCGAAGGAAACACGAGCAAUAUUCGAUAAAGCUAGGGACUUGAAUGUAGAUAUCUGCAUCGGAUUCGCAGAAGCCACAGAUGAAGGCGAUCAUUACAACGCGUGCAUCUACUACCACGCCAGAUCUGGAUCCAUCCUGUCAAAGUAUCGAAAAAUCCAUCUACCUGGAGAUGUCGACCCUUUUCCAGAACCUGAUGCAGUCAAUCAGCUUGAGAAGCGAUACUUCAAGCCCGGAAAUCUGGGCUUCAAGGCCUUUCGAGUACCGGGCUUGACGAAUUCCACACCUCAGGAUGGCGAACCCAUCUUCGGAAUGAUGAUCUGCAACGACCGGAGAUGGGCUGAAGCAUGGAGAUGCUUAGGCCUUCGAGGCGUCGAAGUCGUCCUCGUUGGGUUCAAUACACCAGGCUUCGCGCCACAGAUGUGGGGUGCUUCACCCGAUGUGAGUCCACAAGACGCGCGUGCUGAGGCUAUCUUCCAUCAUAAGCUUGUCAUGCAAGCACAUUCAUAUACAAACGCGUGUUUCUCUGUCAGCGCAGCAAGAUGCGGGCUAGAUGAUGGGAAGUACGACUUGGUAGGCGGCUCGACUAUCAUCGGUCCUGAUGGAAAGAUCAUGGCCGAAAGCAAAACAGAGGACGACGAGGUUAUCGUGGCCGAUUGCGAUCUUAGUCGAUGUGCAGCGGGCAAAUCACGGACAUUUGAUUUUGCGAGACACCGACGAACGGAACAUUACGGUAUAUUGACUUCGCAAACAGGAGUCAUUGAACCUCCAAGGCUGUCAAGCCAAAUAUCUGCUCUCAAUAAUGAUGGAGUUGUCCUGGACGAUUCUCAAGAUCAAUGCCUACAAUCAGCGACUGGCACCACUAGCACCAGGCAAAUUCGCAUCCUCCUCUGUAACCCUAAUGCCACACCCUCGAUGACGCAUGCAUGUCUCGAGAUGGUCAAGUCGACGCUCACACCCGAUGUCACAGUUACUGGUUUCACGGCGCCCAAACCCGCACCCUCAGCCAUCGAAGGGGGUUUUGAUGACGUCAUGUCUGCGGCAGCAGCCGCCCGAGCCAUCAUCCCGAUCGCGCAUCAGUACGACGCUUUUCUCGUCGCCUGCUAUAGCAACCAUGGGCUUAUAAAAGUGCUUAGAGAAGAGCUGUCGCAGCCAGUCGUCGGUAUUAUGGAGGCUUCGCUGUUUGCUGCGCGAACGCUUGGUGGACGGUUUGGCGUUAUCGCUACGUCGCGGCGAUCCAAAUAUACCCUAGAAGAAUCCGUGAAGCACUACGGGUUAGAUCCAUUCUGUAUCGGUGUGCAAAGCUGUAAUCUGGGCGUCUUGGAAUUAGAGUCUAAGCCUGAAAAAGAGGUGCUGAGUGUUAUGUGCAAGGUGGGUAAGAAACUCGCUGAUGAGGGUGCGGACGUCCUGACACUAGGGUGUGCUGGCAUGACGAAUAUGAAAGCUGCUGUUGAGAAAGCGUUAAAAACACCCCCUGAGACAAAACGUCCGCAAACGAUGGCAGCUGCGAUGCAAGGCCCUUACGUAGGCGUUGGCCCUUCGAACAACGAUCAAGAACCCGCCAUAGAGAUGACCAGGACCCUCACUGGAAAGAAGCGGUACUCAGGGCCCAAUGUCUCGCCCUUGGAGAUGUUGAAAGCCUUACUUCCAGCAGCGUUCUUGAUAAUGGCCGUCCUCUGGAUCAAUGCGUCCCACAUUUACGGCCUGUUUCAUCAUCAAGGAGCUUAUGUUCACAGGGCGAAAGUCGCGCUGGCAGACUUUGAUGGAAACGACUUUGGCGAGGCUCUAAGAUUAGCAGCAGCAUCGAACAAUGGGACUUACGGAUUUCCCACUUUUGUCAACGUCGACACCACAGGAUCUUCCCCUGAGCAGAUCCGACACGACGUCUUCGAGGGAAAAUAUUGGGCAGCGAUCGUUGCGCAACCCGGGGCAACCACUCGAUUCAACGAUGCCGUGAACGGUACUGCUACACAAUACGAUCCCAGUAACGUCUAUACCUACUAUGUACUAUCGGCGCGAUACUACACCCUCUACGCCUCGACGAUACUCACAUCGACUAUCACCACUACAUCAGUCGCAUCCAGCAUCUUCAACACCGAAUUCAUGGCAGCCCGCCUCGCCGACGGCUCGUUUUCCAACAGCACUACUGCACUUUCUGCUCUUGCGAUUCCCGCACGCGCUGUCGAAGCCCAAGCAGGAUCUCAAGACUUCGCCGAUUUAGACGACAAAGCUUUCAUCAAUACUCUUGGUACCGUCUUACCCAUCCUCAUGCAAUUCUUCUUCAUCAUGGCAUGGAACGGAAUAUGCAAUGGUAUGCACUUGUAUGCUGCCUACGACCUACGUACACACAUCCUCGCCCGCCUGUUUUGGAGCACAGUCUGGCCCAUAUUCACCAGUUUAUGUACUGCUGGAUGGACCUUCGCAUUCCGCGGCUCUUACCACAUCGAUGCAAAGAUGUUCUUUGCUUUCUGGGCUCUGACGUGGGUUUUCAGUAUGAUUCAAUUUGAUGUCUUGGACAUCAUUACUGGAUUUAUACCUAUGGCCUUUGUGCCAUUCCUUUUCCUCACUUGGGUCAUCUUCAACGUUGCAGCAUCGCUUGGGCCGGAGGAAAUCCUUAAUCACUGGUACAGGAUCAGCUACUUUUUUCCAUCACUACACUGGUACAGGACAUUUAUUACCAUCAUCACACAGGGCGGUGUCAACAGGCUAUACUACACGCUACCUGUGCUCGCUGCUUGGCUGGUCUUGGUGAAGCUUUUGAGUCCGCUGGCUACGAGGAACCGUGUAAGGAAGGCACAGGAGGUGUACAAGUGGUACAAUGAAAGGCACGCUAUUGGUGGCCCUCACUAA